This is a messenger RNA of Closterium sp. NIES-65, 2862 nucleotides long. Lineage: Eukaryota; Viridiplantae; Streptophyta; Zygnematophyceae; Desmidiales; Closteriaceae. The record is from the annotation of a GenBank genome assembly.
AUGCCUUACCCUCGUCUCUCGUCCCAUUCUUUCCGCAUUCUUCCCCCUCUCUCCCCAUCUCCCCAUCAGGAGACAGCAGCAUGUGUGGCGGUUCUGGCGGCGCGAAAUGCCGCAUCUCACAGACCCGGCGCAUAUCCCACCCGCGCACUCAUCCCUUUCCCCCGUCCCCCCCAACCCCCUCAGAAGACAGGAGCAUGUGCGGCAUUGCUGGCGGCGCUAAGGGGCUUCCCCUCGUCGCUGGAGACAGCAGCAUGUGUGGCGCUACUGGCGGCGCUGAGGGGUUUCCCAUCGUCACUGGUGAGGAUCCGCCUGGAGACAGCAGCAUGUGUGGCGGUUCUGGCGGCGCUGAGGGCCCUCGUCGCUCGUGGCGAACAAAAGGGGCGUGCGGAGGACGCUUUUGAGUCGACUCAAAAGUUUUCCCCCCAUCCCCUUUCUCAGGAGACAGCAGCAUGUGUGGCGGUGCUGGCGGUGCUGAGGGGCUUCCCCUCGUCGCUGGUGAGGAUCCGCCUGGAGAGUGAGAGGGGCGUGUGGCGGGCGCGUGCCAGCCUCGUGGCAGAGGCGCCUGAUGCUCUGCCCUACAACAUACAGGUGCGUGCACUUUUGAGGCGCCUCAAAAGUAAGAUCCGCCUGGAGAGUGAGAGGGGCGUGUGGCGGGCGCGUGCCAGCCUCGUGGAAGAGCCGCGCCGCCUGACCCACUGGCUGACAACAUGCAGUGUCAGCCAGAGGUGCCUGGCUUGGCCCUCGCUGGAGCAGCACCACACGAGCCAGUGCCUGCAGGCCCUCGCCCAGGCCGUCCUCAUGUUUCUUGAUAACACAGCCAUGCUGCUAUGCAAGCUGGAGAGUCAGUGUGAGGGCCAUGGCAUGAGGCUGCUGGAGCUCAAGCGCUGGAGUGAGGGGGCAGCAAGUAUGAGUGUGACUGGGUGUUACCAAUCUCUCACUCCAUGCAUUGCUGCUUGGCAGCCUCGCCCCUCCUCCCUGAAUGUCUCUUUCUGUACUGCCAGACAGCCCGUAGUGGACGGAGUGAGGGUGCUCGCUCACACCCAUCCCCGUAGCGGAUGGGGUGAGGGUUCUCACACCCAUCGUGAGAGGGGUGGAGUGGAGGACGUCAGAGUCGAAAACAAGUGUUCCCCCCACAAAUCUUCCUUCUGUGUGUCGCAGCCCGUAGCGGACGGGGUGAGGGUGCUGACGCCCUUCGUGAGAGGGGUGGAGGACGAAGGAUGGGGAUCCACAGAGGUUCUCGACGUGCUGCAUGCAGCGGUAGGCAGAGAGGGGUAUGCAGCGAAUUCCCCUCGUUCUCUCCCUCCUCGUUCUCUCCCUCCUCGUUCUCUCCCUCCUCGUUCUCUCCUCUUUCAAUCCAUCCACCCAUUCCCUCCCAUCCCACAUCUAACCCCUGUCCGACUUCCUUCCCUUCCACCCGCUUCCCUUCCUGCCCAGUCCACCCGACCAGAUGUGAGGGAGGCGGAGGGUCUCAUUCGCUUUGUGCUGCAAGCUACAUGCGCCCCCUAUCUUCACCUCCUCUCCUCGUACGUGUCACCUCUGCACCUCCUUUUACCCCAUUGUGGAUGCAGGAGGGGCGAUUGGACGACGACAUUCGCAGAGAGUUCUUCAUUUCCGCAUGCACCACUGCUCCAGCCACUACAGCUGCCACCCCACCUCCCCUCCUUUCUUUCCAUGCGCCCCCUCCCCUCCCCUCCUAGGUGGAUGCAGGAGGGGCGACUGGACGACGACAUUCACGGCGAGUUCUUCAUUGCUGCAUGCACCACUGCUUCCACAGAUACACACACAGCUACCACUGAUGCUCAUGCUGAACCCACCAAUUCCACCACGCCUGUCACGGGGCAAGGGGAAUGGCGGGGUGCAGAGGGGUGGGAAGGGGCGAAAGUGGAAGGGCAGCGGUUUGUAUUGCGGUGCGAUGCGGUGCCGGUGCUGUUCCGGUCGGUGGCUGACGAUGUCCUGGCCACGGGGCAGCUGGUGCAUGCGCUGAGGGAGCAUGGUUACUUGAAGCAGGUGGGUGGGUGGUGUGGGUGGGGUGCAAGGAGGUGGAAUGUGGUGCCAGUGCUGUUCCAGUCGGUUGCUGAUGAUGUGCUGGUGACAGGGCGGUUGGUACAUGCGCUCAGGCAACAUGGGUACUUGAAGCAGGUGGGUGUGUGGUGUGUGGGUGGGGUGCAGAGAGGUGGAAUGAGUGCAAUGAGAUCGACCCCUUUCCACAUCCUCGCUCUGGUAUGCGCUGAAGGGAGCAUGGUGGGUGGGUGGGUGCAUGGUGCGCCUUGUAAAGCCUCUGCUUGGGUCAACACUCCCUCUCCCUUCUCCUCUCCUCCCUUUUACACACCAAAGCUGACUCCGUCAGCGGAAGAGGCAGAACGACCACAGAUGCAGCUGGACAGUCUAGAGGAGAGCGUGGGUGCGCGCACGCAGGCAGUGCAGCAAACCAUGCUAGACCUCACAUUGAACAAGGUAGAGCCACCUACUGGGGCACCUGCUCACCGUCAGACGAGUGCUGCUGCUCUCCCAGGCAAGCUGACUUGCGGACGCCAUGGCACUGGUGGGGGAGAAGUGGCCCUCUGCAGGCGACCCGUGCUCCUCUCAUCAUAUGCCGUCCUUCCUUGGCGCCGCUUCAUCAAGUGUUUCCUCGUUCCCUUCUCCCCACCCUCCUUUCCUCAACCCCCGUCACUAGGCAGACUUCCUGCGGACUUCCUGUCAGAUUUCAUGGCGCUGGCAGGCGAGGAGCUCUGCAAGCCGGCCAGCAGGGCGUCACAGGCUCGCAUUGACCUCUCACUAGGCGCCUCUCUGCGCUCCUCCACUGCAGCCUCUGACCCAAACUGCGACCGCCUCUCUGCACGCCUGGUGAGCACGGAUAAUUGA